This is a messenger RNA of Penicillium vulpinum, 384 nucleotides long. RefSeq lists its product as uncharacterized. Bases 1 to 384 code for a protein of 127 amino acids. NCBI's taxonomy places the organism in Eukaryota, Fungi, Ascomycota, Eurotiomycetes, Eurotiales, Aspergillaceae. The record is from RefSeq and is a predicted model, not a curated record. The transcript is spliced from 2 exons.
AUGACCAUGACAGUUGGUACUGGAGAGAUUGUGUGGCUGUGUGGCUGUGAGACCGCAAGGAUUGAUGUUGAGAUGCAGAUAGUUGACCGAUCAAGAAGAUUUAAAAGGUUGCAGGUCUUGGCUGUCGCAGUUGAUGCAGAUUAUUUUGUGGUUUGUGGAUACCGACCGGCUUGUGGGGGAGCGUUUGAGCAUAAGGUUGGAAUUGCGAAAAGUGAAGUGGGAGGUGGGAAGGGGGAAAUGGGGAAUGGGAAGAUGUUAGGCAUAAGAGUUAUCCGGAUUCGUUCCUUCGCGACAGCUGGCGAGAAGAUAUCCGCCGGGUCGCUUUGCGAAGCCACGCCCGGUUGUUGGUUUGCCCCGAGGCAACUUAUGGUGAGUAGCAUUUAA